Molecule: messenger RNA, 880 nt
Organism: Suillus discolor
Lineage: Eukaryota; Fungi; Basidiomycota; Agaricomycetes; Boletales; Suillaceae
Product: vacuolar sorting protein Vps24
Exons: 5
Coding region: 94-744 (216 amino acids)
Biological process (GO): late endosome to vacuole transport; endosome transport via multivesicular body sorting pathway; protein transport
Cellular component (GO): ESCRT III complex; multivesicular body
Source: RefSeq, a predicted model, not a curated record
AGACGCCGAAGAUGAUGUGGUGCCAAGCCUGAAUUACCCUUGAAAACCGAAAGAGGCAACAUUCUCCAGUUCAGCUACAGCACUCGAUCUCUCAUGCAGACCAUUAACCGCUUUUUCUAUGGACCGACACCUGAAGAUAGAGUGCGCGCAUGGCAAGGAAAACUGCGUUCAGAAAGCCGACAACUGGACAGGGAGAUGAGGCAGCUCGAAGCUGCGACUGCAAAAGCACGCACGACGGUGAAGCAACUUGCUUCCAAGGGAGAUGUGAAGUCUGCGCGAAUCCUCGCCAAGGAGGUCGUCCGCAGUAAUAAGCAGAAAGACAGAUUGUCUGUUAGCAAAGCGCGCUUGGGAUCGAUCGGUACCCAGUUACAGCAGCAGCUUGCUAUGGCCAAAGUUACAGGGUCGUUGCAGAAGUCUACGGAAAUUAUGAAACUAUCCAAUUCGCUUGUCAAACUACCCCAGAUAAGUCAAGUGAUGCGGGAAAUGAGUAUGGAGAUGACGAAGGCUGGGAUCAUGGAGGAAAUGCUUGAAGACACGUUACAAAUGGACGAAGACGAAGAGAUAGAAGAAGAGGCGGACGCUGAAGUUGACAAGGUACUUUUCGACGUCACCAACGGGAAACUUGGGCUAGCUGGCUCAGCCGGAACGGAACUACCAACACCACAAGAUCAACUGGAGGACGAUGAAGCGGAGAGGGUAAUGGAAGAAGCCCGAAAACAGCUGAACGGUCUAUUGAGCGGCUAAUCUCAUGUUUGAACGAAGUAGACAUUACCGAUACCUCCGGGCAGCUUCCCCUAGUAGUCUGUAUUCUAGAAUCUAAGUUACCGCACUGUAUUUCUGAUAAGUUCAACAAGCUACUUGCUGCGCUGGUCGCAAUUUA